UCAUCUCAUUAGUCCUCAUACUGUCAGGCUACGUGCUCUUCAUCCUCAGUUACCUGCUGUUGAAGGAAGAUAGGGGGAUGAAUGUCUGGAUCGGACUGGCAAUAGUGGGGACCAUCUUUGUCUCGCUGAACUGGUGGGAGAACUACAGCACCCUCUUCAAAAGCUCCUUCCUGGACAGUAUAUGCGAAGAUAUAGCGAGAUCCAGGAAUGUGGUGAGCAUCCUCUCCAGUCUGGUCCGGAUUCUUGUCACUGCAGCCGUGGUGGGGGCAUACGUCCCUCUGUCUGGCAGAGUCUGGUCAUCGGUGACAUCAGUUCCAGGGGAUGUGGGGUUGGUGAUCCUGAUCUUGGUGACCAUCCAGAUAGUGUCCUCCGCUCUGUGCCAUUGGUUCGUGGUGGUGGCUUGCAAAAUGCACGCCAUGCGGCGAAGCUUCCUGUUACCCAUGUACCUGGCCUCGUUAGGUGUUCUGGCAGCGUUCGUUGCUCCUGUCAUUAUCUUCUUCCAGAAUUCAAGUGACCCCAGAGGUGCUAACUACACCAUUACAGAGUACUGCCAGGACAUCACAUAUGGCAGGGGCCUAAGCAGCGACACUGUCUGGUUUGAGAGGCUAGUCAGGGACAUCACCCAUACCCUCUGUCCCCAGGACAUGACCAACCUAACAGAAAUGGGCCUCUUGGGAGGCUCUGCACUCUGCUGGUGGUUGGGUUGGAUUCUGUGCACAAUGUACAUCUGGUUCCUCCAGCUUCAGCGCAUCGAGAGGACACAGAAUCUGUUUGUGCGGAGGAUGUACGAGGGGGCCUUUCUGGAACAGUCCAUACUGCUCAACACGCGUUUUGAGAUUCAGAGGAAGAAAGAAUGCCACAGACAAACUGACCCAGUCACAGUGUACCUGUGUGCAACAAUGUGGCAUGAGAACUAUGACGAAAUGAUGAAAAUGAUCAUCUCAAUGUUCAGGCUGGACAAAUACAGGCCAAGGAAUAACUCCAACGAUGAUGUGAGCUUUGAGUCUCACAUUUACUUUGAUGAUGCUUUUAAAGACGUGAAAGGUAGUAAAGAACGGCAUGUGAACGAAUACGCAGAGGACCUGGUGGACGUUAUCCGAGUUGUUUACAAUAUCUUCAAUGAGGAGGAUUCAUGCAUCUUCAAAGAGAGCCCACCCCUUCCAUGCCAGAGGAUCCUGCACACCCCUUACGGAGGUCGACUGGAGUACACCCUCCCUAAGGGCAACCUGCUGAUGGUGCACUUUAAGGACAAGCUACUGAUCCGCCACAAGAAGAGAUGGUCUCAGAUUAUGUACUUGUACUACAUUCUCGGCUGGCGACUCACCAGGAAGUAUUUCAAGAAGUUUGAUCAGGGUGAAGAUGAGAGCGAGCUGAAGAAAAAGAUGAUGAAAGAGAAGGACAAUACCUAUCUACUGGCUUUGGAUGGGGACACCGACUUCCAGCCCUCUGCUGUAAUGCUCCUAAUAGAUCGACUGAAACGUUAUCCACGUGUGGCUGCGGCAUGUGGGAGGAUUCACCCAACAGGCACAGGUCCUAUGGUAUGGUAUCAGAAGUUUGAGUACGCGGUGGGCCACUGGCUUCAGAAGACUGCAGAGCACGUGUUUGGUAGCGUGCUCUGCAGCCCCGGCUGCUUCAGUCUGUUCAGGGGCGCAGCCCUCGCGGACGACAACGUCAUGAAGAGAUACACCACUAAGGCCACGGAGGCUAGCCACUACAUACAGUAUGAUCAAGGUGAAGACCGCUGGCUGUGCACUCUCCUUCUGCAGCAGGGCUGGAGGGUGGAGUACAAUGCUGCGUCUGACGCCUACACCAACGCCCCCCAGGACUUCAAGGAGUUCUAUAACCAGCGGCGGCGCUGGGGGCCCUCCACCAUGGCCAACACCAUCGAUCUGCUGGGCUCAGGGUCUCUGACCUCCCAGAGGAACAGCUCUAUCUCCAAACCCUUCAUCCUCUACCAGAUUCUCAGCAUGGCCGCCUCCAUUCUAGGCCCGGCUACAAUCUGCCUAAUGAUCUCAGGAAGCUUGUCAUUCAUCCUAGACAUCAAUCCCAACGUUGCUUUGGUCCUUGCAACAGUGCCCCCUGUGGUGUACCUGUUUGUCUGCUUCAAGCUGAAAUCGGACACACAGAUCGCCAUAGCAGCUGUCAUGAGUGUCUUGUACGCUUUCCUCAUGAUAGGAACGGCAUUGUCCAUCAUAGGUGCUAUGGUUGAGCAGCAAACCAUUUGGACUCCUAGCGGCCUGUUUAUCAUAGGCCUGGUGCUGAUGAACAUCAUCACAGCAGCAUUCCACCCCAAGGAGUUCCAUCUGGUCGUCUACGGCCUCCUCUACUUCAUCUCAAUCCCCAGUGGCUACCUCCUGCUGACCAUCUACUCCAUGGUCAACAUGAACAAUGUGUCCUGGGGCACUCGGGAGACAGGUGUCCAAGUCGCUGCGCCACCAACCAAGGCCAUCGCACAGCGCAUCCUACAGGCCAAGUGCUGCAAGUUUCUCUGCUGGGACAGUGGCAAAGUAGCAGACCAGAAUGGUCAGGUGCCAGAAACUGUUGUGUUGGCUAAUGAGCCAAAGGUGAACCCUAAUCUGACCUCUGAAGACAAUAACAGGAAUGUGGAAUUCCGUUCUCAUCAGUCUACUGAACAAAACUGGGUAACACAACUGCAGAAUAAGUCCUAUGAUUUCCCUCUAAAUGAAGAUUUUCUUGGGAAGGGAGAGGAGGACUUUUGGAGAGAGCUCCAGAAGCUCUAUUUGGAACCUCUAGCUGAGGAUAAAGAAAAACAGAAGAAAAUCACAAAUGACCUAAAGGAACUGAGAAACAAGGUGACUUUUAUCUUUUUCAUCUGCAAUGCCAUGUGGCUGGUGGCAACGUUCACUCUUCAGGCCAUUGGAUCCUCAGUCACCAUCAGAAUCCCAAAAUCCAAUCUCAAUCUGACUCAGACUAGGGAGUAUCUAUUUAUCGAUCCAAUAGGACUGAUGUUCCUUUUGGGAUUUGCAUCCUUACUGCUGAUCCAAUUCUUUGCCAUGUUCUACCACAGAAUUUACACUCUGAUCCAUUUUGUGGCAUUUGUGAACACGGAGUCCAAGACUGAGGGAAGACAACCAGGCGAUGACAUGCAGAUUCCUGACAUGCUGGAGAAAGAGCUCAAAUACGACAAAUUCUUUGACACAUUUCUGUCUAUAGAGAAUCCAGCAGCAAUCCAGCAACAUAACCAAGAAACUCCAGUGUGAGGUCUUACUACUGACUGUCUCUUAAUGGUAGCAGUUGCAGCUAAAAUAGGAGUAAGAGUCGGAUAGGGGCACUGCAGUUUUGUGUUAGAUGUUGCACAGUUAGAUAUAGUAGUAUUGAGGGAGAAUGUUCCAAGUAGUAGAGAUUAUAGAGAGUAUUUAUUUGAUAUAGUUAACCUUUGUUUAACCAGGAAAAGACCUUUGAUGAACCUCUUUUGCGAGGGCAGUGUGAACAUACAAUACAAGAGCAAAGACAGGGACAAAACAUUAAAAACAAUUGCAGCGGUCAACAACAUGUAUUAUAGCAUAACGGAGUAUAACAAUUGACUGUGAGUUAAAUCUCAGGGAAAUGUGAUAUAAUGUUAUCAUAUUGCUUUCCCUUUUUUGUCAAAUGCUUUGUUAUGAAUCACUUCCGAUUAGUAUUUAGGUUAGCAGUUAUACUUUUCCCUUUUGAAUGAAGAACUUUAUCUGUUUAUUGCACUGAUUUAUGGAGAUAUUUAAUGAACUUUUAGUGGAGUUAUGUUUGCUAUGUAUUUAUUAUGUAACUGAAUAGAACAAAUACAUUUCUUUUUUUAACUAGGCUAAGUCAGUUAAGAACAAAUUCUUAUUUACAAUUUAUAUGCCCUCUACACCGAUAACAAAUUGUGCUUUGUUUCAUUCUGCUAUCUGUAUUCUAAUCAAUGCGUAAUAAAACUAUAUACAUUCUG
Salmo salar (Atlantic salmon) is the source of this 3925-nucleotide messenger RNA. The record is from RefSeq and is a predicted model, not a curated record. NCBI's taxonomy places the organism in Eukaryota, Metazoa, Chordata, Actinopteri, Salmoniformes, Salmonidae.